CUUGGAAUAGUCUAGCUACUUCCUAGUUUUAAUUCCAACCUUUAAAAUAAAAAGAGAGUUGAGGUUUUCAUUUUGCUACCUAGAAAUAAUUCCCUCCAUCUUUGCUAAUCCUGCUAAAACCCUAUGAUGUUAGAAGUUCAAAAUCCAUACAGAUGUGUUCACCAAAUUAAAGUGAAGGGCGAGGCAAAAGGCUAUGAUCAGUGAUCAGAUGCCCUUCGCGCUCGAAAUUAGCGUAUGCUCGUACGUAAUCUAUUUUAUCUAAUCUUCCCUUCAACACGAAACUUUUGUCUCUUCCCUGUGAUGUCGAUGGAUGAAAGAAACGUGGACAAACAUCUUUGGUAAUUCAAUAAUUUAUUGAUUUUCACAACUUUUGCCAGUUGGUGUACGCCAUAAAUAUAUAUAGCGCCCUUCACCGAAAAUAGCGAUGAACAAAUGCUCUUCAUUUAUUACCAUUCUUCAUAAUAACUUCAACAAGAAAAUCGUCUUCUUCAACUACUUCCUUACCCACUACAAUCCUCCUUUCAUUUCUAGCUUCCAUCAGUCUCGUCGAUUUUCUGCUUCAGGUUGCAGAACAUCCAUGGAGGUUGUGAAAGAGAUUGCUAAUCAUGGAAGUAUUGCUCUGAAAGCCGAUGACAAGAGUUAUGCCUACCACCAUUUAGUUUCUUCUGCUUCAAAAAUAUCCCUUUUGUUAUCCAAUCAUGACCAAAAACUCGAUAAUAAUAAGAGUCUAAAUGGUGCUAGAAUAGGUGUUGUAGCUAAACCUUGUGCUGAGUUUGUUGCUGGAGUACUUGCAAUAUGGUUAAAUGGAGGUGUAGCUGUUCCACUUGCACUCAGCUACCCUGAAGCUGAGUUAUUACAUGUCAUGACUGACUCGGAUGUGUCCAUGAUUUUGAGUACUGAAGAUCACAGUGAACUUAUGCAAAAAGUUGCAGCUAAAACUGCUGCUCGAUUUUCUUUAAUUCCAAAUGUUCCUACCAUGACUUCACAAACAGUUGAUAAUCAAAAAGAGAUUGUAUUUGCAAAUAACAUAAAAGACGAUGAUCCAGCAUUGAUUUUGUAUACUAGUGGAACAACUGGGAAACCUAAAGGAGUUGUUCAUACACACAGUAGCAUUUUAGCACAGGUGAAAACAUUAUCAACAGCUUGGGAAUACACAUCAAGUGAUCGUUUUCUACAUUGUCUUCCAUUACACCAUAUCCUUAAAUAAACAUUAAAAUAUUACUUUCAAUUCCUUUUUUUUUUUUCAAAAAUGAUUUCACAUUUCUUGUUGAUUCUUAAUUUAAUCUGUACAUGUUCAUGGGCUCUUCAAUGCACUAUUUGCUCCUCUUUAUGCGGGGUCCAUGGUUGAAUUUAUGCCAAAGUUUAGUGUUAGUGGUAUUUGGAAAAGAUGGCGUGAAUCUUACCCAAAAGAUGGGACUAAGCUUGAUGAUGCAAUUACUGUAUUUACAGGGGUUCCAACCAUGUACACGAGGCUGAUACAAGGCUAUGAUGCAAUGGAUCCAGAUUUACAAGCUGCUUCUGCAACAGCUGGAAGCAAUCUGCGUCUAAUGAUGUGUGGCUCCUCAGCUCUACCCCUACCUGUAAUGCAAAGGUGGGAGACCAUCACAGGACAUCUGUUAUUAGAAAGAUAUGGCAUGACAGAGUUUGUGAUGGCACUUUCAAAUCCGUUAAAAGGAAUGCGAAAAGGAGGCACUGUAGGCAAACCCUUUCCAGGAGUCGAGGUCAAGAUACUUACAGAAGAUAAUGUUAAUGAUGGGGUUGGUGAGCUUUGUGUGAAAAGCCCUUCGUUGUUUAAGGAAUACUGGAAACGUCCGGAAGUAACAAAGGAAUCAUUUAUAGAAGGUGGCUUUUUUAAAACUGGUGAUGCUGUUAGAGUUGAUGAAGAUGGAUAUUAUGUCAUUUUGGGACGUACUAAUGCUGAUAUAAUGAAGGUUGGUGGAUACAAAUUGUCAGCAUUAGAAAUUGAGGCAAUUCUUUUAGAACAUCCAGCUAUUUCAGAAUGUUGCGUGUUGGGGUUACCAGAUAAUACUUAUGGAGAAGCAGUGACUGCAAUAAUUGUGCCAGAUAUGGAGAUAAAGAAAGCCCGUGAAAAAGACUUAAAACCUGCAAUAACUUUGGAUGAACUCUCUUCAUGGGCUAAACAGAAGCUUGCUCCAUACAAGCUACCAACCCGGUUAUUCUUAUGGGAAUCACUGCCUCGUAAUGCCAUGGGGAAGGUGAACAAAAAGGAAUUGAAGAAGACACUCGCUGCUGAAGAACAAUAAACCAGUUUCACCAUAUGCAAAAUAUGCAAUGUAAUGUUUGUAGUCUUAUGUUGUUGCUUGCUAAUUUGGUGAUUUUGUUCGUGGUAGAAUAUUUAUCUUCUAUAUAGAUAACUUUAUUGCUAGUUGUAACAAGUCUUUUAGGAGUAAUGUGGUUUUUAUAUUGGAAAUGGCAUUAGUAUUUUGGUUUAUGAAAAAGAGGUUGUAUUCUUGUAGAGAACUUUUGAGGAUAAAUUAGGUAGAGAUUAUUGAGUGUUUUGCUUGGUUGCAUUGUUUAUGGACCUUUUGGUGUAGGCCUCAUGGUAAGACUGCCUCAAGCCAUUUGAUGUUUGAAUGCAUGUUGGUUGAUUGUUCCAAGUCUUUGAUUUGCAUAUAUUUGUGAGGCUCUAACAAGUGUUUAGCAUUAAUAUUUCGUUGGUGACUUAUUGGCGAAAUAGACAUGGAUAAAGCACUCCAAAAGAGUUUUCGUAGGUUUUUUUCUUAUAUGAUUCAACUGUUGGGAUGAUAGAGAUAGCAACAUGACUUACAAUCCCCAAAUUCUUGCCCUUAUAUUGUUAGAAUAGUCAUAUUUAUGUCAUAAUAUAUGAAAAACUCCCAACUUUUAUUUUUUGAAUAGUGCAUCUACUAAAUUACCAUUUUAUUAAAUUAAUUGUGAAUUAAUUUGGAGUGUACAAUCUUGGUGAUUUUAAUGUUAUCAAUAUGUUUUAGUGUAGUGAUUAAUAUUGAGAUAGACUGAAUUCUAUUUCACUCACCGAGGUUGAAGGUGCGGGAUGCACACUCAGAAUGAUUAAUAUUAGUUUGAGAUACGGGGGUCCGGGGACAGAGCCAUUUGGCGGGGUCUAGGG
Molecule: messenger RNA, 3106 nt
Organism: Lactuca saligna
Lineage: Eukaryota; Viridiplantae; Streptophyta; Magnoliopsida; Asterales; Asteraceae
Source: the annotation of a GenBank genome assembly